Molecule: messenger RNA, 651 nt
Organism: Spodoptera littoralis (African cotton leafworm)
Lineage: Eukaryota; Metazoa; Arthropoda; Insecta; Lepidoptera; Noctuidae
Source: the annotation of a GenBank genome assembly
AUGUGCAACGAAGAUUUAAUGAAAGAUGCCGCUUGUUUGGACCCGAAAAACUUCAAAAAAAUCAAAGAAAAUGGAAUUCUUAAUGACGCGCUAAAGUCUAUCGCAUCAAUUGCAAAUGUCGAUCGAGAGUUGCUGUCAAAAGAACUGGAAUAUUUUGCAAAUAAGUUUAGUGAACUGUCUAAAACUCUUUGGGAUGAGCACAUUUCUCCUAGGCAGCAUAAGCAAGAUUCAGAUUCACAAAGCGACGAAGAAAACGACGAAGAUGUUUUAGACUUAGACCAGGCAGCAAAGGACGCCAUGUGUUUUUCCAGAUGUGGUUUGGACGUCUGUGAAAGUUGCAUACCAUGUGCAUGUAAACUUUUAUCACAGUAUAAUAUGCAUAUCAGCACGUACACCACCUUAUAUGUUGCAUAUUGUGUAAUUCUCACAAUUUCAUUCACGCAAGUGACUUGUGAGAGACGAUUUUCAGCAUUGAAGCGCAUUAAAACGAGACUUCGUUCUUUACUGGGGCAAAAACUGUUGGAUUCGUUGAUUAUAUUAAAUACAGAAUCGGAUCUAAUCAAGGAUGACGAAAACAACAGCUUUUACGAUCGAGUCAUUAACUGCUUAGCUGAAAGUUCUCCUCUUUUAGAAAAAAUGUUGAUUGGCUAG